AUGGCAGUAGCUUACGAGUUACCCCAAAUCCAGUUCAGUCUCGAUGCGCUGGAACCCUCCAUAUCAGGGCAAAUCAUGGAUCUUCAUUACAACAGACACCACAGAACGUACAUCGCCAAUUUGAACGCCGCGCUCGGCGCACAGGCGGAAGCAGCCUCUUCCAAUGACCUGGUGAAGCAACUCGAGCUUCAGGCCGCCAUCAACUUCAACGCCGGCGGACAUAUCAACCACUCCCUCUUCUGGGAGUCCCUGGCUCCUGCUUCAAGUGGGUGCAACAACAUCGCUGCCGUUGCUCCCACACUCAACGACGCCAUCACAAAGCGGUGGGGCAGCUUCGACUCCUUCAAGACGGCUUUCGAGGCCUCUGCAUUGGCCAUACAAGGGUCUGGCUGGCAAUGGCUUGUUCAGGACGCGCAGACGAAAUGGCUAGAAUUAACGACGAGCAAGGAUCAGGAUCUGCCCAAGGGAGGAAAGGGAGUCGUUCUGGGGGUCGACAUGUGGGAGCAUGCGUAUUAUCUCCAAUACUUCAACAACAAGAAAGAAUACCUGACCAAGAUCUGGGAUGUCAUCAACUGGCCGACUGCCGAAAAGAGGUACAAGGGCGAUCCAAGAGCUGUCUUCGGAUCGUUGGCCGGAUUAGCCAGCCAUUUGUAG
Molecule: messenger RNA, 654 nt
Organism: Cladophialophora yegresii CBS 114405
Lineage: Eukaryota; Fungi; Ascomycota; Eurotiomycetes; Chaetothyriales; Herpotrichiellaceae
Exons: 2
Coding region: 1-654 (217 amino acids)
Biological process (GO): superoxide metabolic process
Cellular component (GO): mitochondrion
Molecular function (GO): superoxide dismutase activity; metal ion binding
Source: RefSeq, a predicted model, not a curated record